AUGGAAAGGCUAGUUGUGAAACGUUUCAAUGGUAACAACCAUCAUCUAACAGUUCUUUCUCCCCAAAUCUUGUAUGGAAACCAUGAAACUUUCAACCCUUCCUUCAUGCACAAAUAUCAAUCAAUGUCUCUCAAUAGCUGUGGUGGUUUGUUAUCUUUCGAUGACUUCAACGGCAACAUUGUUCUUUGCAACUUAACAACUCAAGAGCUUAAACACCUCCCCCCCUCCAACGUGCCCCGCCCUCCCGGGAUAACCCGGACCAUCUCCCACGGCAGCGGAUUCGGGUAUGACCUCAAAUCCAAUGACUACAAAGUCAUAACCUACAUGCUCCAUUACUGGGAGGACGAGGAAGGCCACUACCUCGAUGACACGACAAAAGUCGAGUUAUACUCCCUUGGAAGCAAUUCAUGGAAGGAGAUCCAGAGCCCUCAUUCCAUGAAUUGCCCCAAGUCGGGCUCAGCAUUUGUCAACGGGAGUUACUACCGGAUGGCGUGUCUUGACUCGGGUGUCGUGGUUGAGUCAUUUGAUUUUGCUAGCGAGACGUUGUCGUCCUUCCCCUUGCCACCAAACAUUGAGGGGUCGGACUCUGCCUUUCACCUUGUCAAGUUUGAUGACUCGUCGUUGGGGGCUGUUGGGUACGAGAGGAGGUCGGGCGCUACUAAGGCGUUCGAGCUUUGGGUGUGGAGAGAGGGGAAGUGGGGUAGAGUGUAUGGUGUUGCUAACCUUUCUCAUGUGGAGAGGCCAUUGGGGUUGAGGAAUGGUAGAUUGCUUUUUCUUGAAAGAAAAAUGAGUGAUCACUUAAGUCAUUUGGUGGUUUAUGAUUGGAUUACCAAAGAGUUGAAGAAACUUGAGAUAUAUGACUAUCCGGGUUAUAUGAGUAUUAGUUCAUAUGUUGAGAGUGGAUUUGCACUACCGGAUUCAAGGCCAAUCAAUUAA
Salvia splendens (bonfire salvia) is the source of this 936-nucleotide messenger RNA. Its product is annotated as putative F-box protein At3g10430. The record is from RefSeq and is a predicted model, not a curated record. The transcript has a single exon. Lineage: Eukaryota; Viridiplantae; Streptophyta; Magnoliopsida; Lamiales; Lamiaceae. Bases 1 to 936 code for a protein of 311 amino acids.